Parasteatoda tepidariorum (common house spider) is the source of this 977-nucleotide messenger RNA. Its product is annotated as cuticle protein 10.9. Gene Ontology annotation, molecular function: structural constituent of chitin-based larval cuticle. Gene Ontology annotation, cellular component: chitin-based extracellular matrix. NCBI's taxonomy places the organism in Eukaryota, Metazoa, Arthropoda, Arachnida, Araneae, Theridiidae. The record is from RefSeq and is a predicted model, not a curated record.
UGAUUUUUCGUUCCCAUUUGUUUAUUUAUUUAAUUAUUGGUCUCACUUCUAGUAUAAAAGCACUUUCAGAAUUCUGAGAUAUUCACAAUUCGAUUUAUUUUGCUUAGUGUUGUAUAACCCAGCAAUCGCUCUCUAAUAACCAUGAUCAAGGCUAUCCUUUUCGCAGCUCUUAUUGCUGUGUCCCUUGCCCAGCACUAUGGAGCUCCAUCUUACGGCCAUGAAGAGAAGUAUCCUCCCCAGCCAUAUGACUUCGGUUAUGAAACCAAUGAUGACUAUGGCACCACCACCUUCAGAAAGGAAACUGGGGAUGGACAUGGACGAGUUCAAGGCAGUUAUGGAUACAAGGAUCUUCACGGAAUUGAACGAGUUGUAGAAUACGUCGCUGAUGAGCACGGUUACAGAGCUCAGGUCAAGACCAACGAACCAGGAACUGAAUCCCAAAACCCCGCUGACGUCAUCCUCGAUGCUAAACCCAUCCACGUUGAUGCCCCAUCUCAUGGAUACAGCGCUCCAGCUCCCCAAUACGCUCCACGACCACACUAUGGUGCCCCUGCACCCAGAUACGCCCCAUCUUACCCAAGAUACUAGAUAGUUUAUUCUUAAUUCUGUCCAAAGCGCACUUCUUUUAAUGUAACAUUUAGGAAUGGCUAAUUGUUGAACAUAUCUUUUUCUUCCAUUGCCAAACUUUAUUUUUCUCAGGACAUCUGGGAAGUUUUUUCUGGUCUUGCUCAAUAAUAUUGUACCUGCUUAAUUUUCUUUUUUUUCCCCACAAGUCCUAUAUUGCUAAUAGGAUUGUACAGAGCUUCUUCAUGAUUUUCUUUCUUUUUCUCCUUCCAAAUACAUAUUUAUUUUCUUUUGGAUCAGCGACUUUUUUGCUCAAUUCUAGUUCUUCUGUCUUUUGAAUGUUGUUUAUUUAUUGAGAAUGAAUGUUGUUGCUUUUUGUUAAGUUUUCGUUUAAAUAAAUUGUUUUUAAUAAA